Molecule: messenger RNA, 3594 nt
Organism: Benincasa hispida (wax gourd)
Lineage: Eukaryota; Viridiplantae; Streptophyta; Magnoliopsida; Cucurbitales; Cucurbitaceae
Source: RefSeq, a predicted model, not a curated record
GCAUGGGACUAGUAUUGUCAUUUUUGCAUUAGCCUGUGUCUCUAUAACUCUUUUAGCGUUUUCAUUAAAGUUUGAUUUGCUCCCAUUUUGACAUUAUUCUCUUUUAAAUGUUUCUUCCGGGAUCCUAAAUGGAAAAGUUAUUUUGUUUUGAAUAAAUUGUUUCAACAGUGUUUAUUAUUAUUAUUAUUAUUAUUAUUUAAAAAAAACUAGUUCCUCAUUUCUUUUAGAUUAAAACCGUCUUUUUUUAAUUGAUUUUAAAUUUGGAUGAUCAUGCAUGUAGUAAUAACCCCAGCUAUAGAGGUCUUAGAAAGUCGGUUCGUUACAUACUCUUUCGUCUCUGUAAUCUCCUCCCUCAUCCGUAGCCAAAAUUUCGUCUCCCUCUUUCUAGCUCUCUUUCAGGCCGUACUGUUGCUUCUCUGGAGAAUUUCUUCUCUCUGCAUCCAUUUUUUUGGUUUAUAUUUGCUUCAGUUUUCAGAUUUGGAUAUCUAAACUUCUCUUCGUCUGCAAAGAUAACUUUUUUUUUUUUUUUUGGUGAUAAGAAGUGCUGUAGGUUUCCUGGAGUAUGUUGCUUACAUUCAUCCAAAGUAUUGUCAAAUGUUCGAAUUGUUCUGGGAUUCUGGAGAUGCAUACUGUUUGUGAUAUUUUGUUGUUAAUUUAAUGAACUCCUGGUUAUGAAUUGUUUUGGCUUCAUUUUGAAGUAUGUUGUAGUUUUUGCCCAUUGUUUUUCCUUUUCUAGUGUUAUUGGUUGGUUGGAUUUUCCUUCACUGUGAACUGCGCUGGGUGAGGGGCUCUUGUCUGGUUUUUGAGACUUAAUUUGUUGGGUGAAGGGUGCGAUAGCCCGUUAUUCUGUUUUUUCUUUUCCUUAUAAGUUUUGCUUUGGACACUUUUCAGGUGCUAGCAGUGAAGGAUUGUCUUGUUACCAUGUCUGAUCAUUUCACAAAGUCAUACCUAGAAGGGAAUGGAAUGUCAAUGCGACCCUACCAUUCAGUUUGGUUGGCUCACUGGUCACGUUCAAGCUGCAAAUCAGCAAAUGGAGGUUCCAAUAAUUUAUCGACCAGCGGUGAGUCUGGCGAAGAAAGUUCUCAAACUAGGAAGCGCCCUUUGCUUGAUGGUCCAGUGCCAGCUACUAUCACUGGAAAACUUGACAUUGGGUCUGGAGAAGUAGCAGGAGUAAGUGCAGAUAAUCCCAAGAAUGAGGGUUUGACUGGGAGAUCUAAGAAGAGGAGGAAAGAAAGGUUAGAUUCUGAGUCCUUGCCUAUGCUCAAUGUUUCUCAGCAUAGAGGGGGUAAACUGGCUAUGAAUAUUGAACAGGCUACGGCUAGUCAAGGUGGAGAUUUGAAAUUUCAUACUUGUUCUGGCUCUGGGCACAACACUUCUUCUCUGGAUGGAAAGAGUCGAUCGCCAUCGCUGCUUGCAGUAGUUCCUGAUAGAGGUAAGCCCAGGAAGGAAAAGAUGAAGUCCAUAGACAUUAGAGCAUAUCAACAGCAACAUGAGAAUUCCAAUAAACUUCUUAACAACAAUGCCCUUAGCGUUUCACCACUUAUUGGAGAUGAGGCUAUGGGAUCAGCUUCCAGCUUUAUACCAUAUGGAAUGGGUAAUAGGUUUCCAUUCACCAAGUGUGAACAAAACGUCAACAACGAACCAAGUUCCUAUUUGUCCUCCAAAAAACAGGUUGGAAAUAGUAAUUUCCAUACUUAUUCGACCCUUUUUGUGCAAGAGACAAAAAUCAACCAACUUUUGGAUUCAACUCAAGCUACAAAUGCACUGUCAAGACAGCACAUGCGAACGUUUUUACUGCAUAAUCCAUCGUCAAGCAAUCUUGACCAACCAAAUCCAUACCCUAUACAAUGUGAUACUAGGAAAAGUAGUUCUGAUACCUUACCCUUUCAAAGCCAGAUCAACCAUGCAGGCACUACGUUACCAGAAUACUUAUACCAUGGAGGUUACUCAAUGCAGAGACUCCCAUUUUCUGUCCAUGACGUGGAAACUAUGAGAAUAUGUACCACUGUAGACUCUGUUGGACAGGCGCUCAAGGGUCCUCCAAAGUUUUGUCAGACAACUCACCGUUUUAUGAUCACUAAAAAGACUGAUGUUGACUUGUAUGAAGGUCAGGAGUUUAGAGAGGUAGUAGCAUCUACCAAUCUUAAAGAAAAAACUACAUGUGCACUCCUUAGUUCAUCCACUAAUUCUGGCAGACAUGAUCAGAAUGAUAAUGAAUUGAUACAACCUUCUAGCAACCUCUAUGGAGAAAAUGAAAAUUUUGGAAAUAUGAGGAGUGCGGCUUCUUUGAGCAAUGAAUCAUCAUCUGAAACUGAUAUUAUGGACAUGGAUGCAUACCAAGGGAACCAUUUGAGGGGUGCGGAUACAUCACAAGCAAAUAAGGGGUUGAGGAGUUCAAAAUCACCAUUGCUUUCUGUGAGUGCAGCCAAUUCGGCUAGAAAACAAAUUGAUGAUCAGCUUCCGAAGCAAAGAUUACUUGAUAUAAAUGAAAGGCCACCCAAUCGUUCAACUUCUGCAAGCUUGAUGGACAACGGGGAGUCAAGUACCUCUAAAACUCAAACUUUGGAUGUAGAGCACCUCCUUCCAAAUGCUGACCAGCCAAGAUUUUCAAACUCUAAUGUCCCUCCAGAGGACUCUUCUAAACGGGAGAUACACAACGAGUGGGUUAAACGCCUUAGACCAUGUGCCUCAGAGUCUGUCCAUGAUACAAAGAGUACAAAAAAGGAAGAAGACUCUUCUUGCGAUAAAGGCAAUCUACUCUUUAGUAAAAUGAAAUGCAGCUCAACCAGCUCGGACCGCUCUAGGGGUCCACUCCAUGGACAAGAACAAUUAGCAAUUGCUCAAGCAACAGCUAUAGUAAAGGAUAGCAGCAACUUAAGAUCAAAUAAUCGAGAAAUGAUACUCUCCAAUCCGUGGAUUCGCAGAUUGUGUCAUAACAGAUGGACACCUCGUGAAAGAAAUCUUGAAACUGCAGUGGUUCACAAAUCACAGGGUUCAAAACCAACAUUACAUCAGGCAUUUCCCAGUAUAGCUGCUAUGGCAUUGAUGGGCAAGACAGUGACUGGGCUUCAGCCAUGUGAGUUUGUCAGAAGAGGAUCUUCUUUAGUUUGGAAUAUCGAGGGAAUAUGACUGCCCCAAGUCUCUCAGGUUUCUGAUACUGUUGAUAUUUUGAAAUGAAGUUAUUUCCAUGAAAGUCCCUGGCCAUUCUCAACUCAAGUUUGAACUGCUAGAGAGACCACAAAUGUUGCUUUAAUGAUUUGCUAAACUAUCAUCGACCUCCAAUUGUCUGCGUUGGGCCUAAGGGCUAAAUUAAGCUUAUGGAUAAGCUCGUUACACUUCAUACCACUACCUGAAUGGAGUCAGAGGAAGGUUGUUGGCUCUCUUUACGUGGUUUUGUGCUAAAGCAACCACUUAGCCACGUUCUUUCUCCCGGGGCUAAAAGGAAACGUGAGGCAUCCACCUAUUUGCAGUAAAGAAAUGAACAGCGAGCUUGUAUACAAUUCUAUAGUUUUAAGUGAUUUGUACUCUGCGUGGAACCAUUGAAAGUGCAGAUACUGCAUUUCCCUUUCUCAAUAUAUGGUACCACUUUUUGCA